Molecule: messenger RNA, 309 nt
Organism: Naegleria fowleri
Lineage: Eukaryota; Heterolobosea; Eutetramitea; Acrasida; Naegleriidae
Exons: 1
Coding region: 1-309 (102 amino acids)
Source: RefSeq, a predicted model, not a curated record
AUGUCUCUACUCUUACAAAUCCUGACCAUCAUUCCGGUGGUCGUCAUGUUUACAACGUUGGAUGCCAAGCAAGCACGUUUCUAUGCUCAAACUUUUCAAUUAAUUACGAAACAAUGGAUGGGUGUGUUGAAAGUACAUCGGAAUGAUGAUGAAUUGUUUUCAUCAUCCCGAAUGAAGAAGGCUCUCAUUGUUGAAGAAAAUUUAAAAAGUGAUCAUGAUGCAAAAUACGUUAACAAAGACAUUGAACAAAUAGAACGUAAUUUUAAUAACAUUGUGGAUCGAUCCAUUAUUGUUGGCAUCAAGCAAUAG